Messenger RNA from Blumeria graminis f. sp. triticale, 4335 nucleotides. The record is from the annotation of a GenBank genome assembly. NCBI's taxonomy places the organism in Eukaryota, Fungi, Ascomycota, Leotiomycetes, Helotiales, Erysiphaceae.
AUGGAGGAGCAGCAGCAUCACCAAAAUACUGUAAGCCAACGAGAAAAAGAAGAAACCGCACAGCGUGAACGUGGAUUCACUGAGGUCAUGGACCGUGAGAGGCAUUUCCGAGAGCAAUAUCAACAACCAGCUCUUCAUCAAGGCAAUACAUCUUCUAUUCCCCUCCAUCAGCCAGUGGCAUCUCGUCUACCAGGUGCAAUCCUUAGUCCUGGUGGUAUACUUGCAAACCAGAACGAAGCAUUGUCAAGUGGCUGUUUGAACGCGUCAAAUGGAACAGUGAAUACAUUUGGAGGUCCACUACACGAUGCAAGUCGCCCAAUUAAACUAAAUCUACAGAUAAAUACCAGCCAGCUGCAACAACAACAAAAUUUUGGACCAAGCCUUAUGCAUCACAAUUCUCACAUGGGACCCGGGAUAAACCCAGCUGGAUUCGGAGGCUCUAUGCACCAACAUCCGCAACAAACUCUCCCAUUCGGUACACUAGUCACACCAGGAAAUCAAUUACCGACCGUUCCAACUAUAGCUCAAGCCAAUCAGCAACCAAUUCUAAAUGACGCCCUAAGCUACCUAGACCAAGUCAAGGUACAAUUCGCCGAUCAGCCCGAUGUAUACAAUCGUUUUCUUGACAUAAUGAAAGAUUUCAAGAGCCAAGCAAUCGACACACCCGGAGUCAUCAAUCGAGUCUCAGACCUCUUCGCUGGACAUCCUAAUCUAAUUCAGGGGUUUAAUACCUUCCUUCCCCCCGGCUAUCGAAUCGAAUGCGGUACGGGCCCAGACCCAAAUAUAAUUAGAGUUACCACCCCAAUGGGUACUACUGUUCAGUCAAUAACAGGUGCUGGUAGAGCACUUCUCGGUAAUGAAACUACCCAACCUUCAACAGGUCCAGGUACCUGCUACGACAACCAGAGGUCUGGAAAUUGGCAACAAAUACAGCAGAGUGUUGAAAGUCCAGAAGCUAGAUUUAGCCCACAGCCUCAGACCUCUGUGACCACAUACGGACAGCCACUAUCCCAAAAUGCAGCCUACGAUAGCCAGGCCGCUGCUGCUGCUGCACACCAACAGCAGCAAAGAGGAGUCUCGCAGUUAACGAAUGCUGCUGGAAUUUUAGGCCAACCACAGAAUGGUCAAACAUCUACAUCAGGCGCACAAAGUGGUAUAAAUGUUGGAGUACUAGGAACAGAAAAAAGGGGACCCGUUGAGUUUAACCAUGCAAUUAGUUACGUCAACAAGAUAAAAAAUCGUUUUCAAGAGCGACCAGAAAUAUACAAACAAUUUCUUGAAAUUCUUCAGACUUAUCAGCGCGAGUCCAAGCCGAUUCAGGACGUAUAUGCUCAAGUUACGCAUCUCUUUAAUACAGCACCUGAUCUUUUAGAAGACUUUAAGCAGUUCCUUCCGGAAUCAGCAGCACAUGCUAAGGCAGCAGCAGCGGCCAAGGCCAUGGAAGAAGCUCGGCAGAACCAGACACCACAACCGCACACCAACCGUGAUACAAAAAUGCCUCUCGUUGGAAAUUUUGCAGUCCCAGCGAGUAUUAGUAAAGACAACAAAAAGAGACCUCGUAACAGUAAUACUGCGGCUACUUCUCAGCAAACAACUAUUCCUCAAGAUUCCAUCUACAAAAACGCAAUAUUGGGCGGAGGUGCCUCGAACAAGAGAGCUAAGCUUGCCCACAAGCAAAUUCCUUUGGAUAAUACGCUCAUCUCGCCAACCCUAACACCAAUUAUACCAGAGCCGCUUGCACCAACCUCCGUCACAGGUGCUACUGUCGAAGAGUUAGCUUUUUUUGACCGAGUUAAGAAAUACAUUAACAACAAAUCCCAGGUUAACGAAUUCCUGAAGUUAUGUAACUUGUUUUCUCAAGACUUGAUUGAAAAAAAUGUACUCAUUCACAAAGCAAGCGCUUUUAUCGGCAAUAACCCGGAACUGAUAAAUUGGUUCAAAGAAUUUGUAGGAUAUAGCAGUGCAAAUGGUCUAAUCGAAAAUACCCCGGCCUCGUCCACAGGAAGAGUUUCUUUAAGCAAUUGUCGAGCACUUGGACCUAGUUACCGUUUGCUACCGAGAAGAGAGAAGAUAAAACCUUGUUCUGGCAGAGAUGAAAUGUGUAAUCAGGUUCUAAACGAUGACUGGGCGUCCCAUCCAACUUGGGCUUCUGAAGAUUCAGGAUUUGUGGCCCAUCGUAAGAAUAUAUUUGAAGAAAGUCUUCAUCGCAUCGAAGAAGAACGUCAUGACUACGACUUUAACAUUGAAGCAAACGCAAAGGUUAUUCAACUUCUUGAACCCAUUGGCCAAUCAAUUCUCUCUAUGGGCCCCGAAGAAAGGGAGAGCUUCCGAAUGCCAAUUGGAUUAGGGGGCCAAAGUCAGGCCAUUUAUCGCCGCGUUCUAAAAAAAAUAUAUCAGGAGAGUGGUCCACAAGUCUGUGCCGACUUAUUCAAAGACCCAUGUGCUGUUCUACCGAUUGUCUUGGCCCGUCUAAAACAGAAAGAUGAGGAAUGGAGAUUCACUCAGCGCGAAUGGGAGAAGGUCUGGGCUUCUCAAACUACCAGUCUACAUCUCAAGAGUCUUGAUCAUAUGGGUAUACAAGUCAAGACGAAAGAUAAGCGAGAGUAUUCCGCAAAACACCUUGUCGAUAGUAUUAAAACAAAGUAUGAAGAGCAACGACGGGCACGGAGCACACAAGCAGUAAAUCCAAAAGCUCAACUAACGUGGGAGUUUCUCGACACUGACGUGAUUCUUGAUGUUCUCCGUUUCAUGAUAAUAUAUGCCACAAAUGCAAGUCAACACAAUCUUCUUGAGCGUCGUCGCAUUGUUGAGUUCAUUGAAAAAUUUAUUCCAACCUUCUUCGGUAUAUCUGAAGACAGUGUUUUUGAAGCUACUCGAGAUAUUGAUAGAGGAACCUCUGAUGAUGAUGAGGAAAUAGUACCACUAGAAUUAUCAAAUGGAGGCAGAGCCCGACGAAAUGGCACCGGAAAAAAAGCUGAUCUUCGUCGGGGUGUCCUUGAUAAAGUUCGCAAUAGUGCUCGGGGGCGUACACAAAACCUCGAAACUACAAAUACCAGUAAAGAGUCAACCCCUGAUGUUGAUUCUAUUGCCGAAGAAGAAGCUGAUAAUAAUGAUGACACUGUCUCUGAGAGUGCAGCUGACCGUUGGAUCGCCGUUUCAGGGACUAUAGCCCGAAAUCGAGAUGGGAACUCCGUACCUACCCAAAUCAACAUUGAAAUGGACGCAGAUGAGCCGUAUAAGCGUACAAUAUAUAAACUUUGGUGUAACCAAGUACUUUAUGUCUUUAUGUGUAUUUUCCAAACUCUAUAUCGAAGGCUUAAAGAUCUUAAAAUAAGCGAGGAUGAGGCCUUAGAUGCAUACUUCAGGGCAUCUUUACCCAAACCUUCGAAGGAGAUAGGCCUUGAUAAUAGACAAACAACCCCCGCGCCUAGCAAUGGUGAAAAAUACUAUGACCGAGCAAAACAUUUGAUUGAGGAUUUCAUUUCUGGUGAGGUUGAAGAAGCUAUCUACCAAGGCUGGCUUCGUCAGUACUACCUCAAAAAAGGCUGGCAAGUUUACACGAUAAUGGAUCACCUAAAGUCCCUUUGUCGGUUGGCAGCAACGUGCUCGAGCAAUGAUCCAAAGGAAAAAACCCCUGAUAUUGUACAUCGAUUUUACGAAAACCGCCAAUCAGAAGAAACAACCUACAAUACGGAACUUGAGCUUCGUGUUAGAGCAAACAAAUGCAUUAAGGAUGGUGAAUUGUUUAUGAUUCAAUGGAAUACAAAUAAACGUGAAGCGUCCGUUAACUUAGUUAACAAAGAAGAUGCCACAUUUGAUCCAAGUGGGAUGGGUCAAAGCCAGAGUUGGCAGUAUUAUGUUGCAUCAUGGCAACGAAAUGAACCUACUGAAGGCGUUCCUCGCAAUUCACAAUUCUGGCCACCACGAGGGACAAAAAGUAAAGAAUUUGGGAAAACUAUUCUUCAAAGAAAUCUUGAAGCAGCAGGAGCAGGUUCGGAAGAUGAAGAUAUCUUGAAAACCAUCUUUUUUGAAGAAAAUUUAGUCGUACGGAUUGAGGCCAAUACUUACAAACUCGAAUACAUUAAAGGUGGCGCCGAUAUGACCAUACGAACCGAUAAAAACUUUACCUACAAUACCGAUGGUAUAAGUAGCUCCCGCCUACGAAUGUUAGAGGUAGAGAAAAAACGAAGUGACAGAUUCCGAGAAAAAUUCGAGAAUAGUGGACCAUGGAUGCGAGGACUCGACUCGGCUAAAAUAUCUCGUAUCAAUAACGAAUUUAAAAAAUGGAUGAACGAGGGAGUACCUCCUAGCUCCUGUAAUAUUACUUCUCUUUAA